AUGUGCAUUGAAAUGACAUUUGUGGUAACAGUCUGGCAGUGAAUCGCGAGUGGUUUUGUUUACUUUAUCUUGUGCUGUAUGCUGAUUGCAAUAUGACGCUAAUUGGAAAAGAUCGACUUGACCCGCACAACAUUGAAUCGUUUAUAAAUGAUCACCUUCGAGAGGAUCUCAAAACGUACGAGCAACAUCUGAAUCGCUUAAAUGGCGACAUUAUGGAAUAUGUCCAGCUCAAGAAUAUGAUAGAAAAUCUGCAGGAUAACACAAAGGGUGGAUUCAAAACUCAAGUAAACAUCGGAGGAAAUUUCUUCAUGAAGGCGAAGGCGGAAAAGGUGGACAAAAUUUUGGUUGAUAUUGGGCUGAAACACUAUCUGGAAUUUACCUUGGAAGAGGCACUGAAAUUUGUAGACAUGAAAAUCAAAAUUCUUACCAAACAGUCCGAUGUAAUACGCGACCAGAGUGUCCAGACUAGAGCGAAUAUUAAGCUUGCGCUGCUGGUGAUUGGAGACACGAACCAGCUCUAUGCCAACGCCGAACGGUGAAAUUGUUGCGAAAAAAGUAAUACAAAAAUUAUCGCGCCCUUCUUGAUGUAAUUCUUUCUUAUGUUAAUGUAUCUUGAGUAUAUUGUUAACUAUAAUAAAGUGAUUGUUGUACUUUCAA
This is a messenger RNA of Toxorhynchites rutilus septentrionalis, 657 nucleotides long. RefSeq names its product protein UXT (gene Uxt). Gene Ontology annotation, cellular component: cytoplasm; prefoldin complex. Gene Ontology annotation, biological process: protein folding; negative regulation of transcription by RNA polymerase II. Bases 93 to 539 code for a protein of 148 amino acids. The transcript has a single exon. The record is from RefSeq and is a predicted model, not a curated record. Gene Ontology annotation, molecular function: transcription corepressor activity. NCBI's taxonomy places the organism in Eukaryota, Metazoa, Arthropoda, Insecta, Diptera, Culicidae.